UCUCUCUCUCUCUCUCUCUGCACUCUGCACAGCCGCGCAACUUUGAUGGAGAAUUUCACAGCUCUCAGGAAAAAUGCCUGUUAUGAAGGGAUUAUUAGCGCCACAAAACACCUUCCUCGACACCAUAGCAACGCGUUUUGAUGGGACACACAGUAAUUUUAUACUUGCAAAUGCACAGGUGGCGAAGGGAUUCCCCAUAGUUUACUGCUCAGAUGGCUUCUGUGAACUCACUGGGUUUGCCCGGACUGAAGUUAUGCAGAAGAGUUGUAGCUGUAGAUUUUUAUAUGGUCCUGAAACAAAUGAACAGAUAACUCUUCGAAUCGAGAAAGGUUUGGAUGAAAAGACAGAAUUCAAAGGAGAUAUCAUGUUUUACAAGAAGAAUGGUACUUCCUUCUGGUGCCUGCUUGAUGUCGUCCCAAUUAAGAACGAGAAAGGGGAUGUGGUGCUUUUUUUGGCUUCUUUCAAAGACAUCACCGAUACAAAAGUGAAGAUUGCCCUAGAGGAUAAAAAGGAAGAAAAAUACAAGGGAAGAGGCAAAGCAGGAACACAUUUAAAUUCAGCUCGCAGAAGGAGUCGAGCUGUUCUUUAUCACAUUUCUGGCCAUCUGCAAAAGCGAGAGAAGAACAAAUUAAAGAUUAAUAAUAAUGUUUUUAGAAACAAGCCACCACUGCCAGAGUACAAGGUUGCAGAUGCAAAAAAGUCGAAAUUCAUCCUUUUGCAUUACAGCAUUUUUAAAGCUUGGUGGGACUGGCUUAUAUUAUUGGCAACGUUUUAUGUUGCUGUGACUGUACCAUAUAAUGUUUGUUUUAUUGGCAUUGAUGAAAACUUGCCUACAGCACGAAGCACAACAGUUAGUGACAUUGCGGUCGAAAUUCUGUUCAUCAUAGAUAUUGUUUUGAAUUUUCGAACAACAUAUGUCAGUAAGUCUGGCCAAGUUAUAUUUGAAGCUCGAUCUAUUUGUAUCCAUUAUGUAACAACAUGGUUCAUCAUCGAUUUGAUAGCCGCCCUCCCCUUCGAUCUCCUCUACGCUUUCAAUGUAAAUGUGGUCUCAAUUGUACAUCUUCUAAAGACCGUUCGCCUGCUGAGACUGUUACGACUGUUGCAGAAGCUGGAUCGUUACUCCCAGUACAGCACAAUAGUCCUGACUCUAUUGAUGUCCAUGUUUGCAUUGUUGGCCCACUGGAUGGCGUGCAUCUGGUAUGUCAUUGGCAAGAUUGAAAUGGAGGAUAAUGACCCACUUACAUGGGACAUUGGCUGGUUACACGAAUUGGGCAAACGUCUGGAAACGCCAUAUUAUGGCAAUAAUACACUCGGAGGACCUGGAGUCAGAAGUGCCUACAUUGCUGCUCUCUACUUUACCCUGAGUAGUCUCACCAGUGUGGGAUUUGGAAAUGUUUCAGCCAAUACUGAUGCAGAGAAGAUCUUUUCCAUCUGCACAAUGCUGAUAGGAGCACUGAUGCACGCAUUGGUCUUUGGAAACGUAACUGCCAUCAUUCAGCGUAUGUAUUCCAGGUGGUCGCUCUAUCACCACAGAAUUAAAGACCUGAAGGAUUUCAUUCGUGUCCAUCAUCUGCCAAAGAUGCUGAAGCAACGAAUGCUGGAGUAUUUCCAGACAACUUGGUCUGUGAAUAACGGAAUAGAUGCUAAUGAGCUUUUGAAGGAUUUUCCAGAUGAGUUACGGUCAGACAUCACUAUGCACUUGAACAAGGAAAUUCUACAACUUUCUCUGUUUGAACCUGCCAGCCAUGGCUGUCUCAGGUCCCUCUCUCUCCAUAUCAAAACUUCCUUCUGUGCUCCUGGGGAGUACCUCCUUCGACAAGGAGAUGCCUUGCAAGCCAUCUAUUUUGUUUGCUCAGGUUCCAUGGAAGUACUUAAAGGUACCAUGGUGCUGGCAAUUCUUGGUAAAGGUGAUCUAAUUGGUGCAAAUCUUGCAAGUAAAGAUCAAGUUAUCAAAACAAAUGCGGAUGUUAAAGCUCUAACGUAUUGUGACCUGCAGUGUAUUAAUCUGAAAGGCCUCUGUGAGGUGCUGGAGUUGUACCCGGAAUACUCCCAUAGAUUCAUGGAGGACAUUCAUCACGAUCUUACCUAUAACCUCAGAGAAGGUCAUGAGAGUGAUGGUAUUUCAAGACUAUCAAACAAAUCAUGUACCAUAUCCCAGUUAGAGUCAAAAGGAAAUGGGAACUUAAACAUGGAAGCACUCCCAUCCAUUGCAGAAGACCAAGAGGAGGUGGACGAGGAGGAUGAGACAACCCCAUUAUCCCGUAUCUCUACCAGGUUUACAUCCCACAAUCGGCCUCUGGACCUUAACAAGACUCUGAACACCAGAGGUUCACAGGGAACUGAUCCACAGUUAGUCUCUGGCCCCAAGGCCUUCAGAUCUCCUGUUAGGGGCUGCAGCAUAAGCACAAGGAGCAGACAUGACAGUGAACCUGUUCAAACAAAAGAGAUGAAAGACCAAAAUUUAAAACUGCACCUAUCUGCAAUAAACAACUUUGCUCCUCCACACCUCAGCCCAAGAAUUGUUGAUGGUAUUGAGGAUGAAGAAAGUUCAAUAGGAAACCAAAGCUUUGAGUUCUGCAGUGAAAAAAUAGGACAGGAGUCAUCUCAAACUACUUCAGCAAAAGACUUUGAUCAAGUUACUCCUGCAAUGCUGGCUGCAAAAGCUGAAGAGACAAAACAACAGGUCAAAAGGCUAAAUGAUGAGAUGAAUAAUCUAACCCAGGAAGUGUCUAAGUUGGGGAAGGACAUGCACAGUGUCGUGCAUCUUUUGGAAGGACUUUUGGCAGCACAGAAAACUUCUCCUUUCUGGCCUGUACAUGGUACUCAUACAAUGGACAACUUGAGACCGAGAAUGACUUGGAUGUCACAUCAGCCUUGUUUCCAUAUGCAAAGGGGAGCGGCCCCUUGCACAAUAACAAACCCAGCACCAAGCACAACAGCAUCAAGCGUAUGGUCCUUAGACCCAGCUGUCCAAUACAGUAACUCUCAGGCAAUAGGAAUGAUUUCUCAAAGACUAAUGGAGAGUGAGCAUUACCACACACACUCCUCUCCAGUUCAUUCUCAUCAUUGCCAGUUCCCGCAGGCUGACCAUUUGCCAUUUGAAAGAUGUGUACCUCCAUACCCGGAGAGCACCUUAACCCCUCUUCAGUCCAUUUCAGUUACCCUGUCAACUUCAGCAAGUUCAUCGCCCGAGACUCCAAUCUCACUGGUGGCCCACUGCAAGUCAAAAGAGAGCAGCAUCUCAAACCUGGGUCCGGUUGAUUCAUCGGGCCUUGGGAAUUCACCCAUUUCCUGGGAACUUGAAGGAAUGGCAAGCAUCUCUUUGUCAAGCACAACCACAUCACCCGUAGACAUUGUGACAAGUUCAGUUGAUUUAAAGGAUGACAACUCCAUUAAUGUAUAAUGAUGGUGACAAACUGUCACACACGUACA
Messenger RNA from Callorhinchus milii (elephant shark), 3432 nucleotides. It is a transcript of the gene kcnh8, whose product is annotated as potassium voltage-gated channel, subfamily H (eag-related), member 8. NCBI's taxonomy places the organism in Eukaryota, Metazoa, Chordata, Chondrichthyes, Chimaeriformes, Callorhinchidae. The record is from RefSeq and is a predicted model, not a curated record. Gene Ontology annotation, cellular component: membrane. The transcript has 16 exons. Gene Ontology annotation, biological process: potassium ion transmembrane transport; regulation of membrane potential. Bases 74 to 3403 code for a protein of 1109 amino acids. Gene Ontology annotation, molecular function: voltage-gated potassium channel activity.